AUGUCAUCGUACUACCCACGCUCCAAAGACCUGACUCGCACCAGGAAGUCCCUGACAGAGUCACCGCCGUCCUCUCCAUCCCCUACAGACAAAAACUACAGAGUAAGACCAGGAGGGUUUCCUCUAUCAAUCCUAAUUUUGUGCUUUUCUUUAUGGGCUUUGUAAAUCAAUUAUUAAUCCAUUAACCUUAUAUGUUAAUGUAUGUCAGCACAAAUCCUGCAAUGCUGUCCUCAAACAGUUAGUUAUUUAAUCACUCAGUUUUCUAAAGGUAAAUUAAACUGCAUCUGGUUUAUUUUUGUGGCAAAAGCUCAGAGUUUUUCUCAGUUUCAGCCUCUCAAAUGUGAAAAAUCUGUGCUGUUUAAGGAACAUUAUAUAUUUUGGGAGUUUGACUCUCUACAAAAUAAAAAAACUAAUUAAUUAAAAAUGACUGGGAACUUGUCAGUGAGUGCACCUAACUUUUCCUACUAUGACAUACUUAAGACAAAACUAAUCAAAUCACAGAAUCAGACUCCAAACUUGUAAAACUUUAUCAUUUUAUUAAAGCUCCUGUGGGGAGCUUUUGGUGUCUAUUUGGCGCCCCCUUUGGGCACAAUAUACCUUUUAAUAACUCUGCUUAUCUCAGCUUGCACUCAGGUAAGUCUCAUUCUUAUAAACUCAUCACCCACUAUGAAAACUUGCUGUUAAAAAAAAGCAAAUACUGUAAAUUGCCUCAUCUGACACCUACCAAUUACAGACAUCUUUUUGCUGAUGGUGUAGUUUGCUUUUAAAAGUCAUCAAGAGGCAUCAAUGUCCAUAUCAAUCAUUUUUAUAACAUUUAUAAACUCCUCGCAGGAGCUUUAACAGUUUUAUUUCCUCCAAUUUCAGUGUAAUUAUUCAUGGUUUGCUGGAGUAAUUGACCGCCGCUCAUUCUCUUUAGUGCUUCAUUAAAAUGAUCAAACAGUUUUUGACCACACCAGGCUUAUUAGAUGACUUGUUAAAGAAAGGCAAAUAUUCACUCUGCUGCUCGAGGAGUCUGAACAAACUUUCUGGGAAAGACUUUUUGGAUUGAAACAUUCCUUGUGUAAUUUCCUGUUAUGUUUUCCCCCCUGUCUAAGUGGCUUAUUCUCAUGGGUGCUGUUGGACUGGUUGUGUUUAUGUCAGAGCCACAGACUGAGCAUGCACUCUGACUGUGACAGAUGCAUUUUAAAGGGACACGAGGAAAUGUCCAAAAAUUUGCAGCACUCAUUUUCUCAUGUCAUGUCAUACCAGCCUGCAGACGCUGUCUUUGAAGUGGUUUUGAUGGUACCUGGUAGAUGCUGUCAUUUUCCACCUUUCAGCCUUUCUGUGCCGUGUCUACGAGGAAACCCAGGAAUUCAUUUUCCAUGAUGUCAGCCCAAAUCUGAUUGCAGAGAAAAUAUGAUGCAGAGGGGCGUGGAAUCAGGUUGAUGAAGUAUUUUUAGAUCCCACUGAUGUUUUGAUGAGAACAGACCUGGUCCUCUUUAGUUAAACACAAUCUGUGGUACAGCUGUGAACUACAGGAAGCUGUGUAAACAGGAACAAAUUUGCAUAAUUGGAUGACACUCGUCAUUUGGCAGACGUUCACAGAGAUGGAGGGGGACUGAGUAUAUUUACUCAAGUACUGCAAAAGAGAGGCGCUGAAGGAGCACAUGAGUAUUUCCGUUUAACAGCAUUCUAAAAUUACAGUAAGAAGUAGAUGAACUGUUCCUUGAAAGCAUUUACUCAAGUCUUUAAACAAAGAAAUACCCACAACUUAUCUGAUCCACCUAUUCAGGCAACAUUUGCGUUAACUGAUAAAAGAGGAUGCUUUCUGAAAUGACCUUUGGCAUUAACUAAUCCCAUUCACACACUGUUGGCUAUGUCGCAGGAGCAACUGGGGUCUAGUGACUUGCCCAAGGACACAUACACACAUGUGACUGUGGGGGGGCUGGAUCAAACCAGGCCGCCAGCUCUACCUCAGAGCUGACAAGUGGUGCUAGAAUACUUCUGCUUUAUUCUCCACAAAAGUACAGUGCAUAAACGAUUCUCCAUAGACACCCUCACGAGCACCAGAAUUACUCACUGUUUAAACCCCAACCAGUCAAUGUUUCUAAGCUGCAGUACUAGGGUGACCAUAUUCUGACUUCCAAAAAAGAUGACACGACUACGUGGGGGCAGAGUCAUGGAGUUGGAUGUAGUUAAUUUUGAGAGUUUUUCGGGUUGGGUCGAGUGUUUUUUAUGCGCAUCUAAAUCAGUAAGUCCACAAACUCAAAACUUCCACACAAAACCCCGGACGUCUGAAGGAUUUUAUAAACUCCCCCAGACAAGGCCAGACAAAAGUUGUUCAGGUAGAAGAGGACUUAUGGUCACCCUUUGCAGUACAGGCAUCUACCUCUAGUCAGAGCAGCACCGCUAGCUAGUAGCAACAGUAGGCUAAUCGUUUUUUGACAUCCUAACAAGAUGGGCAAACAUUAGCCAUAGCUCAGCUAGCAGCUGAUUUAUCAGAAUUUGUUAUAGACACCCUGAUUUUUAAUGAAACGUGGCUUUAUUUGUAUGUUUUUUAAAAGUUUCAGUGAAUCUAACCAUAAAAUUUGUGAUUCAAAACCACAAGUUGCUAAUCUUUACUAGCUUGAGCUUAAGUUUUAGCAUGACACUGCAGUUCUUUGCUAACCUGCCCGAAAUCAUGUUUUCUUUUGUGAUGUAUAUUCCAGUUAGUUAUUUGCUGUCUGGUUAAAGUGGCUUACAAUCAUUCAACUGGACCAAUGCAUAAUCAGCACAGGCAUGUGAAUAACCUUGAGAGCUAACUCUGCUAUCAUAAGCAACACUUGGCAAUCCUAUUUGAUGAAAUGUUAGCAGCAGUCUUCCAAAAUCUACUUUUUUUCAAACUUCUUGGAAAGUUUAAGUAAAAAAAACUGAGGACCAAUGACUUUUAUUUCAAGCAAAAUUUCACCAAAAAUCAAAGACUAGUGAAAGGAAUAAAAAUGAAUAUGAACUGGAGAGGAAAAAUCAGAGUUUUUCUUGUCUUUGUGCCAUGCUAACAUCCUUGGACCUCUUACUGUAUUAUGGUUGUUGUGACAUUUUAAAGGAGACCUGUCCCCUGAGUUUUCCAACAACUGGACUAACUAAUGACUUUCACUUUGACCUGCCAGGACAAUUAAACAUUUAGCAAACAAGUUUACUCAUCCAGAAUUUGUCUUCUUAAAGGAAAAGUAAUUUUUAGGGUGAAGUUUUACUGGCACUGUCAGUCGGUUAAAUGAGGAAUAUUUAUUAUAACGAGUUAGUGUUCUUGAAAAAGGAGAUACUCCCAGUUGUAUGACAGCCUCAGAUGUACUGUAAAGAGUUAACAGAGAAGAGGGAGCUGCUGAAGUAUGGAAAGGUGAGUGAAUGUAGAAAAACGUCUUUUAUGGUCGUGUGCACUGUUUCGGUCCCAGUGGUAAGGGUGAAAAGUGUGUGUGUGUGAGAGAGAGAGAGAGCACUGGGGUGUGUGUGUGUAGCUCACAUUUUCCUACUGCAUAAUCCAGUCAGCUCAGAAGAAGUGAUGCUGACAGGGAGAAGGAGAGAAACACAAAGAAGGAGAAGAGUCUCCUAAAGAUGAUUUCACUAUUCCUGCAAACUGCUGUAAACACGAUGGUGUAAACACUGCAGGGCUGAGAUCAUGCACUCCUCCUUCUCUGUCCCCCUCUGCAUGGUGUGCAUGAUAUUGGUCCUGGCAUACCAUAAAAACUGGAGGUGUUUACAGAGCACCCGUGAUUCAAGUAUGCACCCAUUUGGAGUCUGUUUCCAUCAGUCUGACACCCUGUUGUUUUUUCUCCCCCUCCAGUUGAUAUUCUCCUCCUGCAUCUGCUCUGCCUCACAUAGCUUACCGAGCCUCAAAGGCCACUUCUGACUCCCUCUGCUUCUCCUAACAAGGGAAUCACUCUGCCGCAGCUGCUAUCAGACAUAGAGUUUCAGCUAUGAUUCAGCUUUUGGCUGCGGCUCAAUUUGGAUAAAAAAGCCCAAUAAUGUAGACAUACAUGUAAGAGAAUGUGUUACAGUUUUCCUGCCGCUCGUUCAGCUCCUCAAACCACCACAAACUCGCAAAAGGUUUCAUUUCUUAAAAGAGUAAUUUCACCGAUUUGCUAAUCCUUUGGUGUGAAAUAGUUUUGCAGACAGGAGCUAAUAAUCUUGAAAGAGUUUGGCGAAGAAGGGGUGAGAAAAAGUUCCCCGAAAGCAGACUUUGUGAUGAUUUAUUCAUGGAAACCAGGCAGCCAAUCACCCCAGCUGAUUAAUGCACUUUCACCAAAUCUGGCCGAGGAAUCUCAGUAUCGCAGAAAUAUCAGAGCCCCUCUUGCCUCCUUCCUUGGCCCUUUUUCAUCCGAGGUCACGGAGGUCUGUUUUUUCCUGGAUGGCUCUGCUGAAGCACAUGACCACAUAAGGACAGGCAGCGCUGGCUCAGUUAUGUAAACACUUGCUCCUUUAGCGCUGUGAGAAAUAUCCCCCCCACUGGCCAAAUGUGGGUGCAUGAAUAACUAACUGUGAGCUCUUUUCCUCUUGACAUCAAUUGUUCUCGUAUGAAGCACAAUUUGUUCCUAGAUCUGCUUCUUCGUCUCUAGAAUAUUUUGGACAAGCACACAAGAUGUUUAUUGCAAAGCUGUUUCCAAAAAUAUCUGAGCCCUGUUUCUCUGGCACCACAGCAACCCCAAAUAUUUGUAUUUAGGAAAACAGAUUAGGAGACAUAUCAGACACUCAUCAGUCUUGUCUCAUAUGAGCGCCAUUUCUCUGCCUCUGAUAGGAAUUAGACAUUUUCCUUCAGGCUACUGUUUUUCCUUUGCAUCACUGAUUCCAAAAAUGGGAGAUUUGGAGAAUUCCUGCAAUAAUGGCGCUAUAAAAAUGCUACAUGAUACUCUCAUUAGCAUUUAUUUUAUGUGUUUAGCCAUUUAUCAUGGGAUUGUGGCUGUGGGCUGAAUGUUGUCAUUGUCAUAUGGUCUGACUCAGCGUAUCAUAACCAUGCAAACCCUUCAAUAAACCAAACUAACAAGCUGUAGGGUCCGUGUACUUGGUGGCCAGCGGAUUUUCGUUUUAAAAUAAAAAAAUAAAAAAAAUCAGGGGAGGGGCCGCCUUCUGAUGACCAGUAGGGAAUUGGAAAACGAAAAUCAGAAAACAAACUGUUUUCCAUUUUUUGUUUUGAUCAUAAAAAUCGGAGAACGAAAAAACAACUCAGUCAGUAUAAAGUAAACCGUGUGAAAAUCCACUGAGAAAUGAGCAGGAUGUUUAAUUUCCAUGUACGUCUAAUGCCUUUAAUGGGAACGUUGCCCGCACCAAGAUGGCUGCUAUGUUAGCAUGUCACUAAGUGGGCCACAACAGCGCGCUGGUGUAUGUAGUUUAUAUAUCUGUGCUAACAAGAGCCUCUCGCUCAGUCACUCCAAGUCACAACUUCCGCGUCGUGACAGACAAGUGAAUGAAACUUGAAACACAAGUUUCCAUGCACUUAUUUUGAUCUUCAACUUCUGUUUAAAGCCACAAGGCAGAGAGUCAAAUACUGAGUUGUUUUUUUCAUUCUCUGAUUUUUAUGAUCAAAACAAAUAAUGUAAAACUGUUUGUUUGCUUUUUUUCAUUUUCCAAUUCCCUACUGGUUGUCAGGAGAUGGCUCGUCUCCCGAUUUUUGUUUUUUCAUUUUAAAACAAAAAUCUGUUGGCCGCUGUACACGGACCCUGUAGCUCAGCUAGAAGUUGCUCCUUUUGCUCCUUAGAGAUUACUAAUGAAGAACUGCUUUAUUUGUAGUUUUUAGUUUUAAGUUAUUCUGACUUUGAAUUUAAAAAAAAUACAGCCUUAAAAUCACCAAUUACUCACAUUUUGACAGCUUAGGCUCAUGCAACAGUUUCCGCCAGCAUGACACAGCAGUUCUCCAGCAUUUCAGAAACCCGAUCAGCAUCAGUACUGAAAAAAUGAGAAACAAUUUUAAGGUCAUAUGAUUUCUAAAUCAGGUUGGUUUCAACAUGAUAUCCAGACUUUUGAAAUUCUGAUCUCAACAGGCAGCAGCAGCACCGUACACUGGGCCACAGCCAAAAAAACCCUGCCCUGACGGUCUGCUAUCAGUCUGUUGUCUGGGGUCAGACGUCAACCAGCCACAGAGGAGAUACUCAGCUUCUGAUGUCAUGAUGUCAUCUUUAUGCUGCAGGCGUUUGCGUGGCUGCCGCCUGUUCUGAGAGAUUAACCGGGCUCACCGGGGAGGUUUGACCUGUGUGAACCCUGUCGCUGCAGUGUUGGGGUGAAUUAUAUCUCCGCUCUUCAUGCACUUCUUCCCUCUGGGACUUCAGGUCCCUGAACAUGAUGUGAUAAUUCACUUGGAAGUUUUGUUUUUGUUCUCUGCAGUCUCAAAACGGAAAAAUAUUUCACUGCCAAGCCUCUGUUGGGUCUUAUCAAACAAAUAAAUCUUGAUGUAACCAUCACAGAACAUUUUCUACACUGUGCAGUUUGCAUGCUGUGGUGCAGAACGAUUGAACUAACAAGACUUCUCUUUUGUUUUUCAGCAUGAAAGACUGUCAAGGUAAGAAGCUAGCAUUGUUUUAAACCUUAAUGACCUGAGAGAAACAUUAAAAUGCUAAAGAAACUGAAAAUAAACAUGUUGCAUUUAGAUAUGACUCCAGUGGUGAGAGUGCGACAGAAAAACCACUGGGCCGUACCAGCUCUUACUCACGGAGGGAGACCAGGUUGGGCGCUCUAAACAGACAGGAGCAAGAUUCCGGCACCAAGGACUAUAAAAAGGUAACUCUGACCUGACGUUAAACAAGAACAACACUGCUCUUGAUGACCCCUGUGGUGCAGAGAGACCACAUUUCGGCCACGUUAAACCUACUGGAUGUAAAUGUACUUCUUUUGUGAGAUUCCAGCAAGGGCAAGCAUCUGGAAAUUUUAGAUCGUAGGUAUAAAACCACUUAACUUUGAAAUAUUCACUUGAAAACUCACUCAAACAUUCAUAUCUUGACUGCCUCUCAUACAAGGCAAUACACACUUCUUACAGUAUGUGUGUAUAGGCUUUGACAGUGGCCUGUAUGUGUUGUCAUUUCUGACCCUUGUGCAAUUUAAUAAACUGAUAAAACCAAGAUUUUGGGGGGGAAACUUCACUUUUUGUUCUUAUCGAUAACAGGUCUAUGAACUCAAAUUUAAAAGCCUUCAUAAUUGUAUUUCAAAAACACAAGUCUUUAAUGUAAAAUGCCUUAAAUUUCAUGUGAACAAUGGUUUCAGUAUUUAAUGUUAUCAAUGCAUUUGAUUAAAGAAAUUUAAAGUUUGCAAAUCAUCAAGAAUAUUAUUCAACUUUAACUUUUUGGAGUUGGGGUUGUAAUUUGCCAACUUUGUGCAGCCCUUAAUAAUGUGGCAAUUUUAAAGUACUCUAAAGAUUAUAAACAGAAGCAGCAUUUUCAUUUGACUUGAAGGAUAACAGACAACAUAUUUUAACAACUGCCUGUUUAUUAGGUCUGAGUCAAAAGGUGGACAUUUAUCUUUAAGCAAACAAAAUUAACCAAAGCAACAAACAGGUAGGUUUCCUUAAACUACAGUGUCCUAUAAAACACAGCACACAAAAUGAUCAUGUUUACAAAAAAAGUCCAGAUUAUUGAUAAAUUUAUCCAUGGAUUAAAUAUGUGUCUUGUCCAAAAGACAUUUUGCCAUCUUCAGCUAACUUGUGAGACACUGCUGUUCUUUGCUUAGGCUACAGAUUUUGUCAUAGGAAAAGUUCAACAAAAGGAAAAAGGACCCAGAAAUGCAGACUCAAACUUACUUCAAAAUGUCCAACUGAAAAAUCCCAAAUCCAACAAAAAGGCACUGGGUAAAAAAACCACAAGGAGACUGGGGAUUCACACAUUCACACAACUGACACACAGACAAUGAACCAAAAAAGAAACAGGGGAAGACAGGGACUAUAUAUAUAUACACACAGGGAAACGAGCAACGAGAGGCAGGUGAGACACUGAGACCCAGGUGCAAACAAUUACAGAGGAGGGAAAACUGAGGAAGUAAAACAAGACUAGAAACACAAGGGUGGACUACUACAAAAUAAAACAGGAAACACUGAAAACUGAUCUAAAAAACACAGAAAAAGCACUCAAUUAACAAAACCAGGGAAAAACUAGAUUAAAAGAAUAUAUCAUGACAUUUUUUUUCCAUUGUCACAAAAAAACAGUUUUUUCCAGAUCACUCCAAAAACGUUUGUGUCUCCAUUUUCAGAUGUAUGCAGAAGCUUUGCAUGAGAAUGAAAGACUCAAGUCCAGGUUGCAGGACAGCAAACAAGAGCUGGCCAAGAUACGCUCCCAGCUGGACAGAGUUACCCAGGUACAGAAAGGCUUCAACCAUAUCUAAUGUUCAAAAAUGAAUACAUUUCUUUAUAUCUGCUUCAAUACUUAACGAUAAUAUCCUCGCUGUGACUUCCAGAGGCAUGACAGAAUAUCAGAGAGAUCUUCAGCGCUUGAUUCAGAGAAAAGGGUAAGUGUCUCGGUAACCUUUUGGUAUUUUCAUCGUUUCUGCUUUUCUGCACUUUCAGGACGGAUAAACAAGCCUACCUUUUCUUAGCUUUCUUGCUCCUUGCACUGGACGUUUAUUUUAGUUUUUUAUCUUUAUUUACAGGAAAAACAAGCUCUCGAGAAAAGAGUGUCAAACAUGGAAGAGGACUUAAAGGUCAGUGCACGCUAAAAUAAACCACAUGCAGGUCGGGUUUACGUGCCACAUUUUUUCUCUAAUUCAAGCUACUUAUCAUUUAUUUGGCUGAUGUUUUCCCAGACGCCAUAUAAACACUAACAGUAUUUGAAGAAACACACCUCCAGUCAGGCUCGUCUCACCCGUGCUAAAUCAAGCCCGCCUUAAGUGUUUUUACAGAGCGAAAAACACACAUGUAGCCAAACCCCGGGGGUUUUGGUUAGCCAGGUGGAUUUGGAGUCAAGGAGAGAGAAGGUUAAAGCUUCAGGCUCAUUACCCACAGUGUUCUGCUGGGCCACUUCCUGCCAGGCUAAGGAGGAGCCUGUGCUGCUGCUCCUCUGCUCCACUUAUCCCACUGUUGGGGUGAACACUGUGACCUAGUUCCAGCUGAAUACCGAACCCUGUCCAAGAGCAAAAGACCUGCUUUUGUGAGACAUUCCUUCUCUGCACUGUGUGUAUUCUGCUUCACAGCGAAACGGGGCAGAGCAGAAGAAAGACUUCAGGCCUGAGUAGACCUCAUGUGUGCUUUACGUGUUGUGAAAUAAUGAGAUUAUAAUUUGAUUUUAGGAGCGAGAAUUUUAUAUUACUCAUGAGGAAUCAAAUCAUGGCUCCAGCCUAAGAAAAUACAUUAUGCAGACAAUGAUGACAUACUUUUAAAUAGGAUACAUGCAGAAGUAUGAUAAACCAGCAGAAGAUGUUUGAUGUGUUGUCGUGGUUCCCCCAGCAGGAUGCCCCAGUGCGGUUCCGCUGUGGGUACCAGCCCUGAGAGCAGGCUGUCUCAGGGGAGGGGGGAUGGUGAGUGGUCGCUGUGAAGUUUAGGAGUGAUUGACACCUGCCUGUCACCCCCACGUUAUACUGUCAGAGAUCAGGGCAUGUUUACACGUGUGGACACAUCACUGAAAAAACUCAAAAAUGAUAGAUCUAGAUUCGAAGCACUCACUCACAAAGUCACAUUUACACCGAAGAAAUGACAGAAUCUCCAUGAGGGGGCACUGUUCAGACUUCAAAACCUGUUUCUUUUUGUGGAAAAGAAAUAAAGCAAGAAAACUGAAAACUUUCUUCUUUAGGCAAACAACAGAGAUUUUGCUAUUUUAUGUGUGAAACGAUCGAAAAAUCACAUUUCAAUUCCAGCAGGUCUCAGGAAUUUAAAUGUGGUUUAAAAUAUGUGCGGCACUUCAGUCCAAAACUAAGUUUUUUAUGAAUACAUUUAAGUGUUUUGUACUUAAUCAUGUCGUAUUGUUUUGAAUAAUUGUAUCAUUUUGUAUAAUGUAUCAUAUUGUUACGUAUCAAAUCUUAUCACAUUGUAUCUUAUCAUAUUUCAUCAUAUCCUAUCGUAACGCAACGUGAUGUAUUGUAUUGAACGGUAUCAUACAUUGUAUCGCAUCAUACCGUAUCAAAUCGUAUCUCAUUGUAUCAUAACAUAUCAUAUCGUAUCACACAAUAUCAUAUCGUAUCUCAACGUGUCAAAUCAUAUCAUAAGCUAUCAUAUUGUAUCACACCAUAUCAUAAGGUGUCUCAUAGUAUCUUGGUAUAUCAUAUCUCCUCGUAUCAUAUCAUAUCAUAUCGUAUCACACAAUAUCAUAUUGUGCCUCAUCGUAUCAUAUCGUAUCUCAUCGUAUCAUAUUGUAUCACACCAUAUCACAAAGUAUCUCAUCGUAUCUUAGUAUAUCGUAUCUCACCAUAUCAUAUCAUAUCAUAUCAUAUCGUAUGAUUGUAUCGUAUCGUAUCGUAUCAUAUCGUAUUAUAUCGUAUCACACGAUACCAUACCAUAUUGUAUCAUUGUAUUGUAUCGUAUUAUAUCGUACCAUAUUGUAUAGUAUUGCAUCAUAUCACAUAUUGUAUCGCAUCAUAUCGUAUUGCAUCAUAUAUCAUAUCGUAUCAUAUCAUAUCAUAUUGCGUCAUAUCAUAUCAUAUCGCUUCAUAUCUUAUCGUAUCAUAUACCGUAUCUCAUUAUAUCGUAUCGCAUCGCAUCAUGUCGUAUCAUAUCGUACCAUACACCUAUUGUAUCUUGUUGUAUCGUAUUGUGUUGUAUCUCAUCCUACCACAUUGGAUCUGAUCACAGGUGGAGUCCCCUCUCUCUGCCCAUUACAGAUAAUGAGGGUGUAAAGCACUUGGCUAUGAGCUGCAUCUAGCGUUUAAUUUACAGCCUAUGAUCUGAUCGACCUCCGGAUGUCUGAACCUGCUGCAGCUGUCUGACUCUGAUUUCAGGUGUCUCCAGUCAAAGGCACCGCGUGUCCUGUUUCCCCUUUCUGAAAUAGUAUCGAUAUGCAAAUGUGAGAUUGCUUAGCAGGGUGUUAAAUUUCUCUCCGACAGGCUGAAUUAUUCUAGACAGCCUAUGAAACCUGAUUAAUAGCAACUGUGUAGAAUUAUCUGCAGGACUUGGGAGUGUGGUCAGAUCUAAUUUCAUAUCAAAGGCCUCAAUAUUAAAAGAGUCUAAUAAAGGAUACUGGUCAUUAUGUAUUCUUGCUCUCCUCACUCUGCUGUUCUCUUUCUCCUUGCCAAGGGCAUGUCAAAAGAAACUGAAAAGCUUUAGUCCAACACUAAGAAACCAGCUUUUCAGUACAGAACAGGCUGGCUUCAAUAAGUGGUUUUUGGAUGCAAUGAGAAGCAGCUGGAUUUGCUCUCUAAGUCUUAUCCACGGCUCUUUUGAAAACUAAAAACUUGUGUUCAUUUCGCCUGAAACAUGAGUACGUGUGUGUGUGUUUGUGAGUGUGUGAGUGUGCUCUGUGGUUUACCCUCAGGAAUCGCGUCAAACCGCAGAUGUUUCAAUCCAACCACAGUGGGGUUUGCCUCAAAAACUGGAGCCAAUAAGAGAAGGAUAUGAAUAAUUUAUUUUCCUUUUGACUUAUUACUGACCAGGCUCUCAUGCAAAGUGUGAAACAGUGGGGUGACUUUCUGUGAAUUUCAUAAAACCUCCAACAUUAAACACUGCAGCUCACCUCUUUACAUACAGCUUUAUCAUUUUCUUUGCUUGUUGCAGCUUUUCUACUUCUCCAACUCUCCCUCUUGUAUAAAUUCUGGUUUAUAUAAGUCGUCCUGAUCUGUUGUUGUUUUCAUCUGUGUGUGUGCGGGUGUGUGGGCGCAUGUCUGUGUGAGUGGGUAUGUAUAAGUCUUUCUCUUUGCACAUGGCCCGCUCUCCCCCUCUGCACGCUUUCUCUGUCUUCUUCCCCUCUCUGUAUCUCUCUCCUCCUCUGUGCAGGCUUUCCCUGCUCUGGCUCAGGCCCAGAGCUUGCGGAGGGUGAACGAGUGUCUCCUGGCUGAGAAUAGAGCCAUGCUGCGCGUCCUCGCCCGCCUCUCUGAGACGGCCUCCAUGCCGGAGACGGAGGACCUCUGAUCCUCUGACAUCAGCUGUCCUCCUUCCUCCCCCCCUCCUCUCCCCUACCUCAGCCACAUAACUUCUACACUCCUCCCUCCUUCUUCUGGUGCCUCUUCAGCCCCCUCGUCCUCUCUGCUGAGUUCCUCUCAGGCAGGUCCUACGCUGACUCCCCCCACACUGCACUGCAUCCCCUUCUGCACUCUUUUAACCCAGUCUUCUUUACUUGCAUUACACUCCAACCCCGCUGAUGCCAUUCCCCUCAAAUGAUCCUCAUUAGCUUCAGUUAAAGUGCAUUUUUUCGCACAUACACCUCUCACAGGCCUUGACAUAAACAUCGCGGUUACUGCCCAAUUCAAACAUCCACCGCAGGAGUCUGCGCCAUAAAAAACAAAUGUGUUUUUAACAUUCAUCGAUCUUGAAAAAUACUCUGUGUGGGUCCUUGUGUAAUGUGCUGUGUAAUCAAUGCAAAGCUGCAUCCCAAGGAAACAGCCAUCUCACUACAGUCUUUCAGAGGAAAUGAAAUGUGCGAGCUCACUGGCCUCUAAAAUGAAUAAGAGCUGCGCCAGUCUGCGAGACACAAGGACAAAUAACUGUGUUUACGUAGACAAACCAGUUCAGAGAAAAAAACUAAUGAAUAUGUUACCAAAAAAUAAGCUUUUUCGCCCCUCUGAACAUAGUCUUAAAAGGAGAUUGAUACCACCCCCUGUCUUUAUGGAGAAUAUGAAGCAAUAGGCAGAAAUAUAAGGUUGCUUAGCUGAGCAUAAACAAAACAAAACACAAGUAGCUUACCGAUAACUAGCCCAGCUCUGCGUUAAAAGCCCUAUACAUCUAUACUCAAGCCAUCUGAGAUUCAAGGAGCUAAAAAGCCUCGGCAUUGUUUCUGUCCCAUCUACGGAGAAAGCAUAGAUUGUACAAGUCGAUUUAAAUUCGCAGCUGUACUGACAUACCAAGAGAUUUGCAUAGGCAUGCAUUCAAAACCACUCCCACACCGACCCCUCGAGCGAUUCUGCUUCCUCCUACGCCGCUGUGGUGCGGCUUUGGUGUUGCCGUCAUGAAGCGGAAAGGUUAAAGCCAGAUAAGUUGCAAACCCGACACAAAUGUCAGUAAUCUGUCCGAGCAUCGAAGAAAACAAUGGUUGCUUUUUAUUCCUGAAGUUGGUGCAACAACAAAGGCCGACCUGGAAAAGCAAGAUGAGAUUUUAAAGUACCACUUAAGGAUGUGAUAUUGUAGAUGCAGCUGGGACUCAACCAUUUGGGGUUAGACUCUGGAUACUGUGUUUGUUGGUGUUUUUCUACCUCUACAUCCAUCUGCAAUGGCCCUCUCAGACAACUAUCAGUCAGCAAAUCCACUCAAUACUUCAUCAUUCUAGCCUCCCUGCCCACUCAGAUCACCACAUAGUCUGUAGAGUUAGAAACUAAGAGGCCGCAGAUCCUCCACUGAGGCUGAAUUGCCAGUAUAUUUCUCAAAAAUCUUGUGCCAUUAAUUUGAUUAAAUAUUUAGUCUUCAAACCUGUUAUGAAAAUGUUGUUUCUCGUUUACUCCUUUGCUCGCUCUCCGGUUUCGGGUAGUAUACGUCACAGCUAGCCUGCAGCAGAGGGUUAUUGUUUGUCUCUAGUAGAAGGGAAAUACUUUGGCAAAGCGGCUGGGUAUUUUUAGUCAUUGCUCCUCAUCAGAGACAUGACCUAGAUUUUAGAAAUUGACCCUCUCAGUUUUUCUCUCAUUCUGACUUUAUCCAAUUUCACUUUUCACAUGAAGGCCAUGCUGUCAAAGUCACUCCUCACUUGCAUGAUGAAGUACCGUUAAGCAUGUCCUCAUCGCUUGGCCUCAGACUUAACAGAAAAAAAAAUCCAGUAUUUUCUUUCUAUGUUGUGACUGAAGGUAGAUUUCCAUUUCUCUGGGUAGCCUUGGUGAACUGUGUCAACGCACCACCUGCAGCUAUGAACUCCACAUCAUCCACAAACCAUUUAACAUAUAUUUCCCUGUGUGUAACUCUGAUCGUAAUGAUGAUAUCAUUGUCUAAUUUAAUUUUUCUCCCUUUGCUGUCCCAGAUCUUAACAGAGCUCAAGUCAGACAACCAGAGGCUAAAGGAUGAGAACGGGGCUCUCAUUCGGGUCAUCAGCAAACUGUCCAAAUGA
Molecule: messenger RNA, 14093 nt
Organism: Xyrichtys novacula (pearly razorfish)
Lineage: Eukaryota; Metazoa; Chordata; Actinopteri; Labriformes; Labridae
Source: the annotation of a GenBank genome assembly